Molecule: messenger RNA, 1922 nt
Organism: Anopheles funestus (African malaria mosquito)
Lineage: Eukaryota; Metazoa; Arthropoda; Insecta; Diptera; Culicidae
Product: mitochondrial uncoupling protein 2-like
Exons: 4
Coding region: 476-1471 (331 amino acids)
Biological process (GO): adaptive thermogenesis; mitochondrial transport; mitochondrial transmembrane transport
Cellular component (GO): mitochondrial membrane
Molecular function (GO): oxidative phosphorylation uncoupler activity
Source: RefSeq, a predicted model, not a curated record
CGUGCGGUGGCGUGUUUCGUCGGCCGCCCGAUCACGAGCCUAUUUAUAUGACACCGUACCGCGGUUCAGCCUUACUGUAUCAGUUUGACCGCUCCAGCAGACGCACGAGCACGGCGCAGGGCGACCUGUGUGCUGCUCCUUCAGUAAGCCAGCUAGUAACUCCUUCCGGUUCGGUGUGGUGUUCGUUGUGUUGUGGGUUUUGAUCGUUACAAAAGUUACGUUACGUUACUUCUGGUGUGAUAUUUAAGUAAACCGUGCUCAAACCGGAAGUGAUCGAGUUUUAAAUGAUCGUCUGAAAACAAAAGAUCCUCGCACCGAAUAGUAGUCGUGUGUUGAAGUUUACUGUUAAAAAUUGUGUAACUGGUGUAUGUUUGUGGUUCAAAUUUUUGGUACCAAGUUCAACAGCACCGGAGGACAUCCGUUGUGACAUAUUCAAACCAGACGAAUAAAAAGAAGAAGAAAAAACAACACAAAAAUGAGCUUUCAACGACGAACCUCAGAAAAGACGACGGAGCUGACGGCUUCCGUGCCGGUAAAGUUGCUCACCGCCGGGUCAGCUGCCUGCUUUGCAGACUUUAUCACCUUCCCGCUGGACACGGCCAAAGUGCGACUACAGAUUCAAGGCGAACAGCCAGUUAGAACAGUAGCCAUGGCUCCCGCCCUCAACACAUCCGCCUCACUCAAACUCAAUCCGACUCCCGUACCGGCGACCCAGCACGUCCAGUACCGAGGUCUAGUGGGUACGCUGACCACCAUCACCAGACAGGAAGGCUUCCGGACACUGUAUAAUGGGCUGUCCGCUGGUCUACAGCGUCAGCUGUGCUUCUGCUCCAUUCGCUUAGGGCUGUACGAUACCGUGAAAACGUUCUACGGUUCCCUGCUUAAAGAAAAUGAAGCUGGUCUUCAGAUUGGAACUCGAAUCUUAGCCGGUUUAACGACGGGUGGUGCCGCAGUCAUGAUCGCACAACCAACAGAUGUGGUAAAGGUACGGUUUCAAGCGGCCACACGCUCAUCGACCGGACGUCGGUACGCUUCUACACUCGAAGCGUACCGGACGAUACACCGGGAGGAAGGGAUGCGCGGCCUGUGGAAGGGAGCGAUGCCGAACGUGGGUCGUAAUGCGAUCGUCAACGUGGCGGAGAUCGUUUGUUACGACGUGGUGAAGGACUGUCUACUACUCUACGCACACAUGCCCAACGACAUCCGGUGUCACUUUUCGGCCGCGGUUGUAGCGGGACUGGCCGCAACAAUCGUCGCCUCACCGGUGGACGUGGUGAAGACGCGCUACAUGAACUCGCCCCGCGGACAGUACCGUGGUGCAUUGGACUGUGCCAUCCGGAUGGGCGCUAAGGAAGGUGUGGCAGCAUUCUACAAAGGCUUUGUACCUUCGUUCGCACGGCUCGUCUCGUGGAACGUGGUCAUGUGGAUCAGUUACGAGCAGCUGAAACUGGUCAUCUUUAACCGAAGCUAAUGGCAAGCCGCAAAUGAGCGGUCCGGACGCUAGAUGCGUCCGUAAAAAGAUCCUUUAGCUCAGUGGCUCACGUGUACACACUUCCGGAUUGUACCUAGCGCAAACGAAGUGUUCUGGUGUAUAGAUAUUUUAACAACAUGGAUUAAAGCUAGAUUUUUAUAACGCGGUAUGACUGCGACCAUGUGUGACCGAGUCAGAGCAACAGGAUCAAGGGAAUGGAAACGGAUCGACCGGAUAGUGUCGAUCAGUACACAAUCAAUUGCAGCAAUUGCAAGAAAAAGUGCGCGUUUCCCAUUUGAUCCCGAUCGUUCAACAAUUCCACUUGAGCUUUUGCUUUUCUUUUACGAAUGUGAUAAUAAGUAUGUACGUGUAUGUGUAUGUGUGAAGGAAAAAUGUAUGUCAUGUCUUAAUUGUAAAAAAAAUAAUAAACGCUGAAGAAGAAUCAACCAUA